This is a messenger RNA of Otolemur garnettii (small-eared galago), 1017 nucleotides long. RefSeq names its product spindlin family member 4 (gene SPIN4). Gene Ontology annotation, cellular component: nucleoplasm; cytosol. The coding region runs from base 268 to 1017 and encodes 249 amino acids. NCBI's taxonomy places the organism in Eukaryota, Metazoa, Chordata, Mammalia, Primates, Galagidae. Gene Ontology annotation, biological process: regulation of DNA-templated transcription; gamete generation. The transcript has a single exon. The record is from RefSeq and is a predicted model, not a curated record.
UGGGCGCAAGGCGCGGAGAACACACGGGAGCCCGCCAUCUCCUGCGGCAUCCUUCACUGCUGCAGUCACCCUUCCUGGCUGGAGAGGAAAGCACUGUCGAGAGGCACACGGUGUCCCAGAAUCCAUGGUUACAGUUAGAGUGUUUCUGCCAAGCCCCGGUGAGAGUCUUGUGAUUGGAGAAGAAAGCCCAGGCCGGGUUUCAGAGACUGCGGAAAAAAGAUCUCAUACUGGAUAGCAUUGACUUUUUGUCACCUUAAUCCCUGAGCCAUGUCUCCUCCCACUGUGCCUCCAAUGGGGGUAGACGGCGUGUCUGCAUACCUGAUGAAGAAAAGGCACACUCACAGGAAGCAGCGGCGCAAACCCACUUUCCUCACUCGUAGGAACAUUGUGGGCUGCCGCAUUCAACACGGCUGGAAGGAAGGCAACGAGCCCGUGGAGCAGUGGAAGGGCACUGUGCUAGAGCAGGUUUCAGUGAAGCCUACUCUUUACAUCAUUAAAUAUGACGACAAAGAUAGCGUGUAUGGACUAGAACUGCACCGAGAUAAGAGAGUUUUAGCGCUAGAAAUCCUUCCUGAGAGAGUGCCAACUCCUCGCAUCGAUACACGCCUGGCAGAUUCUCUGAUUGGUAAGGCAGUAGGGCAUGUAUUUGAAAGUGAGCACGGUACGAAGGAUGAAUGGAAGGGUAUGGUUCUGGCGCGAGCCCCUGUGAUGGAUACUUGGUUUUACAUCACCUAUGAGAAAGAUCCUGUUCUCUAUAUGUACACGCUGCUGGAUGACUACAAAGAUGGUGACCUGCGUAUCAUUCCAGAUUCCAAUUAUUAUUUUCCUACCGCAGAACGUGAACCUGGAGAGGUGGUCGACAGCCUUGUGGGCAAGCAGGUGGAGCACGCCAAAGAUGACGGGUCCAAGAGAACCGGCAUUUUCAUACAUCAAGUGGUGGCCAAGCCCUCUGUUUACUUCAUUAAGUUUGAUGAUGAUAUUAACAUUUACGUCUAUGGUUUGGUAAAAACUCCCUAA